Molecule: messenger RNA, 5019 nt
Organism: Pneumocystis jirovecii RU7
Lineage: Eukaryota; Fungi; Ascomycota; Pneumocystomycetes; Pneumocystales; Pneumocystaceae
Exons: 4
Coding region: 1-5019 (1672 amino acids)
Biological process (GO): nuclear pore organization
Cellular component (GO): nuclear pore inner ring; nuclear pore
Molecular function (GO): structural constituent of nuclear pore
Source: RefSeq, a predicted model, not a curated record
AUGUUUUUAGAAACAUGGGAUCCAGAUAAUUGUAAAUUACUUUAUGAGACUUUAUUAAGUUUAUCAGAAGGAGCAGUUAUUCCGGAAACAUCAUUAGAACAUAUCUUACAAUCAUUUUAUAAUGACUUUAGAACUCUUUUACAAACACCAAGAAAAUCAGAACAGAGUUUAGCAGAGCUUAAAUUAGUAGGAAUAAUACACCUAGAUGGCGUUAAGUCUAAAUUAAAUGAUACUUUUAUUUCAGAAGCACUUAAUCUAUCAAAUAAGCUUAACCUCGAUGAAAUUCUCUCAGCAAAAUUAAUUCAUUAUGGAAUCAAAAACUCUAAAAAAUUAGAUAGAUCGAUUUUACAUACUUCUUUAUUCCUUUUUUAUUCUAGACAAAAAUAUCUUUUAAACAGUCUAUCAAUAAUAUUGUUAUAUGCAAAAAAUGGUUUAGGAAAUAACGAAUUAUUAAAAUAUUUUGAACAAAUAAUUAAACUUACUUUUCAAGAAAAUAUCGAAGAUCCUAAAAAGAAUACAUCUUGUUCAGAAAAAUGCUUACAUGCUAUGGAAGAUUUAAGAACACAAAUAUUUAAUAUUUUUUAUCAAAAAAAAACUGAAAGCUUCAAUGAGUAUAAUCAAAGUGAUGAAUAUAUAGAAGAAAUAAAUAUAAAGAAGAAAUUCAUACUACAAGAACAUGAAAUUUAUGGGAUUCUUUUAUAUAGACUUUCAAAUUUGCACAUGAUCAGUAUUGAUGAUUUUGAAAAAAUUAUUCAUCGAAUUUCUUUAUUUAGUGAAUACGAUCCACUUAUAACUCAUUUUCUUCCUGUAAUUAUUAAUUUCAUUAGACUAGAAAGUGAAGUAUCAUUUUCAGAAAAUCAAGAUAAUUUAGAAAGUAAUUUUACUUAUUAUAAUAUGGAAAUUCUCCUUAAAAUAAAUGAAAUAGUCAAUCCAAAACAUGAAAAUGAAAAAAAAUGGGGAAUACAAUCUUUGAAAUCUGUUAUUCAAUUAUGGUGGACUACAAAACUUAAUGGAAUUUGCAAGAAAGACCUUGAUAUUUCAUUUCCUUUCAAAUAUAAUGAUGAUAUAUAUAACCCGAGUAGAGAAGCAAUCUCUUCUGGUGCAUUUGAAUUAAUGAUAGAAAAAAUAAUGGAUUCUCUUCGUUUUAAAACAAAAAAUUUUUUACGAUUAGAAGACUAUAAAUUGAUUUUAAAUUAUCCAAAAAUUAAAAGAGGAAUAGAUAUACCAGAAUUGACAUUUUCUGCAGUAUUUCAAGAAAUCAUGUUUUAUGAAAUAGAAAUAUUUAUUCAUUCUUUUAUCAGUGAUAUGCCUGAUUUAUUAAAAAAUAUGAAACUUGUUGAGGAAGACAUAAUAAUGACGCAACAAUCUUUAGAUAUUAAUACAGAAGAUAAAAUUGAACUAAGUUUAGAAGCAUUUUUUUACCUUAUCUCUUUACUCUAUGAAAACCGACAAGAUUCAGCGCUUGCAUUUUGGCUAGACAGAGAAAGUGACCUUUAUGGAUUUAUUUUGUGGUCAUCUCAGUGUCAAACUCCAUUAAUGAUUUCUGCUUUUUCAACGAUGCUAGCAUCUUUAGCAAAUGGACCUCAGUGUAGCACUUAUGCAUAUGAUUUUUUAACAGAAACAAAAGGAACAGAAGCCAUAAAAAUACAAAAUAAUGUAACAACAUGGGAAUAUAUUUUCGAUACAUUAAAAUAUUAUGUUUCUCAGCUAAAGUCAACACCUUUUGAUUCAUCUGUUGGUCCUUCUCACAUGUUAACAGUAACUAUUGAUUUUCUAGAAGUUGAUCAUGAUAGUAAAAGUAUUCUAAAGUCUUAUUUUCAAUUAAUUGCAUCAAUUUUAUCUUAUUGUCCUUCUAUUUCUAACACUCUUCAUCAAAAAUACAAUCCAAUCCCUAUAUUAUUUGAUUUAUUAAAUUGUCGAUUAUCAAGUGAUAUGUAUUGUGGAAUAUUAUUAACAUUAACGUCAUUUUUAUCAGGAAAAAGCCUAGAAAUUAGAGAUACAGUCUGGAAUUUACUUGAUCAAUGGGCAUAUCAACAGAACAACAGAAUUUACUUAAAUUUCUCUACAUAUAUGCUACCUAAUAAGUUAAAUGAUUUAUCAAAGUCAUAUACAAAAAUCGAUCGAACAUUGAGAAUAUUUGUUUCAAGUUCAUUGUCUUUGGCCAUAGCAUUUAUUCUACUAUUAAAUAAUUUAAUUAUACCUAUAAACGGCUUCAAUAAUAUUCCUUUUCCAGAAAACCUAGGAUUGAACAGAAAAGAUCCAGGAAUACAACCUUUUAUUGAUUUAGUAAUGGAUCUUUUUUUAACAUCGAAUUCAUUAAUACUAGACAACAAAAUUGGAGGAUUACAAUUAUUUUCAGAAUGCUUAAAAUUUAUCCAAUUAAGUUUAAAAACAUUUAAUUUAGAUGUUAUUGAGUUUGCAAACUUUAACAAUAUAGAAAUCAAUAAACUCAUUAAAACAUUAUCUCUUUCAUCUUAUUUAAAUUUACAUCCAGGAAAUAGAAUUAUGCAACAUAUGUAUCGCAGUAAUAUAUAUAUAUGUUUAUUUGAUUUCAUUCAUAUUGCUUUGGAAACAAUAGAGAAAACAGAGUGCGAUCCUUUAUGGUUAUGGUGUCUAGAUAAAUCUCUCGACAUAUUAAAUAUAAUUUUACAUUUACAGUUACCUUUUUUAGAAUGGAAUUCAUCUAUUACCACAAAUCAAUCAGCAUAUGUAGGACCAAACAUUUAUAACAAGAUAAACUUCGAAAAAUUUGAAAAUAUUAUGCUUUUUCAUCUUAAUAUUAUAGUUUACAUAAGCUUAUGUAUUGGAAUUAAUUCUUUGAAUAUAUCAAAAACUGCAGUAUCUAUUCUAAAAAAAUUAUCAGAUUUUCCACACUUAACUGAUACAAAAAACUAUAAAAAAUCUAAUAAUUUAAAAAAAAAUAGAUUAUUAAGCAUUCUUGAAACAGUUGAUGAAUCAAAAAGAAUAAGAUUUGGUGCCAUUAAUCUUAUUCAGAUUGAACAAAACUGUUUCUUAAGUUCUUAUAUAAAUCAAAAUACAGCAAGUAGAUUUUUUUUAGAAUUUCUUAUUUGGGAUUUACAGAAACAUCAAAAUAUUCCUACAUUAUCACAUUUUUUUUUAGGAUUUCAAAUAUUAGAAAAUGGAACGUUUAAUAUUGGAACAGAAAAAGGAGAAAUUGGUUCAGAAAUUUCAAUCUUGCACUGUUUAUUAUCUUUUAUUCAAAAUUCAUCUGAAAUACCAAAAACGUUAUUAGAUUCUCCUGAAAAUAGCUCAUCAAAUACAAUUAUGGAAGUUAUUAUGCAUAUUAUAUUUUUGUUAUUUAAAUCACCACUAACAUCAAAUAUUAUCUAUGAUAUUUUAAAAAAAGAAAAAGACAUUCUAGUAAAAUUAUUAUCAUCAGAACCGUUAACAUGGAUACUUCCAAAAUUAAAUUUUUCUAACUUAGAUACAUUUUCAUUAAAACCUAUUAAAAUCCUUUUGUAUCGUGGUUGGUUAUUUCAUAUAAUAGCUAUUAAACUACGUAAAGUAAUUUUAUAUAAUGCUACUACACUUCAAAAGUAUUAUACAAAAGCUCUUACUUUUUACGAAACAAAGAGGAAUCAAAAAAAAUAUUCACAUGUAUUAAAUCAAGGGAUUCAGAUUUUAAAGUACUUAGAUUUAUUUGAAUUAGAUAUUAUAACAGAUAACCAAGAAUAUAUUUUAGAAAAAACAGAACGAAUAUUUUCAAAUAUUCCUAAAUCAUCGGAUUCAUUAUAUGAUAUAAAAAAAAUCAAAACAUUUUUAAAAUUCAAAACUUACGAGUUAAAAAGCAAAAAAAAAACCAAUGACCAGGAAAAAACAUCUACAACUAUAGAAAAAGAAUUGAUUUCACAGGUUAAAAUAUCUAAUAUUUUAAUCGAAAUGAACAAUGCCAGAUUACUUUGUUUUCAAGGAUGGUUUAAUCUUCUAGGCGUUUUACUUGAAGACUGCACAAUUCAUUUGACUCAAUCACAGAAAGACCUACUUAUUACAGAAAGUUUAAAAAUAUUAACCCCUAAAUUAAUAAAUUUUAGCAAAAAAAAUAAAAAUAUAAUCGAAAUUUGUAGUUCAGCUAUUUUAAUCUUAAUCCAACAUAUUACUAGAAAUGCUAUAUAUGAAGAAAAAUAUUUAUUUUUUUUUAAAAAUAUUUUACUUGGUAUUCAAAAUCCAAAUACAAGCGAAACUAUUAGACAGAAUUUAUAUAUAAGCGUUGUAUCUUAUUUAAAUACAAUAUUUAGUCUUCUAAAGCAUGAAGAAAACCAACUAAUUGACAAUAAGCUUCCUAAAGAUUAUAUAAAUAUUUUAAAAAAGAAAAAUAAUAUUUCUCAAAUAAUUGGAUCAUAUAACAAUCGAUUAAUGGAUAUCGUAUGUAGAGAUGCCAUAUAUGGAUCAGGAAUUUCAAAAAUACUUUCUUAUUUAAUUCUUAAUUUAGCUGGAAAAUUAGAUACUAUGGUAUUCCUUGAUCCAUUGUGGGAUAUUUUGAUUCAUCAAAAUUAUCUACAAAUAUUUGUAGCAUCACUUUGGGAAAGUGAAGAACUAAAUGCUUUAGUGUUUACAAAAUUUGAUAAUUCAUUAGAAGAAACAAUUGUAGAGGCAAAACUUGUCUUUAUACUUAAAAUAAGUCAAACUAGAAUUGGUGCUCAAGAAAUUCUGAAAAAUGAGCUAUUUGAUUAUUUAAUAAGAAAAAAAGACUUUAUCCAAAAUACAUUGAACAAUAAGAAAACUAUAAAAAAAGAUUAUCAACAUGUUCUAAACAAACACGUACAUUUAGUUUGUGUAAUACUUAGAAUUUUAGUUUCUUGUAUGAUUUCUUUGGGCUUAAAAAAUACAAUAGCACAUAAUAUCGGAAAGAAAUUUUAUACAGCAUAUCGUGAAAUUAUUGUUUUUUUCAAAGAAAACAACAUCAAAACUCACUUAGAAAACAAUGAAAUAGAAAAUACAUUAAAAAUAACAAAUACCCUUGAAAUGAUUUUGGAAAAUUAUCAACCUUUAAAUUCAUAA